This is a messenger RNA of Gigantopelta aegis, 4173 nucleotides long. RefSeq names its product cysteine protease ATG4C-like. Bases 16 to 1986 code for a protein of 656 amino acids. Gene Ontology annotation, molecular function: protein-phosphatidylethanolamide deconjugating activity. Lineage: Eukaryota; Metazoa; Mollusca; Gastropoda; Neomphalida; Peltospiridae. The record is from RefSeq and is a predicted model, not a curated record. The transcript is spliced from 9 exons.
CUUUCGGUUGUGUUUAUGCUUAACAAAAAUAUGACUUAUUCUAAUGCAAGUAUCAUGAGUUGGGGUAGCAGUAAUUCAUAUUCGUCAAAUAACUCUCCUCGAAGGGUAUCUGAUGACAUAGCGUCAUUGGAUUCAUGGUCUGAUGCACUUGAUUUGUCGAACGAACAGCCGUUAGGGCCGGAAAACCCUGGUGGCAGUUGUGCAAAGUUAGCGGCCCAAACUCUUGGCCACAACCAGAGCACGAAACAAGGAAGACGAACUUUUAAUAUUCUGACUCAGAAUCCUAUCGCAGUACCCACACAUAUACCAGACACAAAACAUGAUUUUUCUUCCAGUAAAAAAAUUCACAAGAGGGCCAAAGAAAUGCAGGAAGUAAUGCCUGUUGCUAGACAUAGUGAGAUUGCAAAAAAACUUUCACAAUUAUCAAGUGGACCAAAGCAGAUUUCAGAUGAAUAUUCUAUCAAUGGAGAACCAUCAGCUUCUGUGUCACCUCAAACGAGAAACGUGCCAACUGAUCGAACUUCCUGUAGUGUUGAUCAACAUCCUCAUGUGUAUAAAUCUAAAUUAUACAGAUGCCUUCCUCAGGAUUUUCCUCAGACAAUUGAUAGUCCGACUCAUUGUGAUAAAAACACUGGCAAUCAAAGGUGUUUCACCCAGCAUGUGCGACGCAAGCUCAGUGACACUAGUCGAGAUCAGAUUGUUGAUGGUGAUAAAGUGAAAACAAAACUUUUGUCUGCUUGGAAUAAUAUGAAAUAUGGUUGGACAAUGAAGACUAAAGCCAAUUUCAGAUAUGACAGUCCAAUAUAUUUGCUUGGACAGUUGUAUCAUCGGGACCGUCAGAUGGAAGACAGAGAACUUCUUGAUACAAAAAAUCAUCUAAAAAAUGUGGAUGAAUUUCAUCAAGACUACUCUAGUCGAAUCUGGUUUACCUAUCGUCGUGAGUUCUCUCCUCUGGCUGGCACCAAAAUGACGACAGACUGUGGCUGGGGCUGUAUGCUUCGCAGUUGUCAGAUGAUGGUUGCUCAGGCUUUCGUUCUGCACUUCCUAGGAAGAGAAUGGCGAGUGUAUGGCUCACAGACGAGAGAGCAGAACACAUUUUAUCACGAGAUUAUUCGCUGGUUUGGAGACCAUGAGUCUGACAAAAUGCCUUUCUCUCUUCACAAGCUGGUUGAUAUCGGCUGCAGGUUGGGGAAAAACCCUGGCGACUGGUAUGGUCCGUCAUCUGUGUCUUUCAUAUUCAGAGAUGCACUGAUGAAAGCAGAACGGUCUUUGCCCAUCUUGAAUACUAUUUGUUUGUAUGUAGCUCAUGACUGCACAGUCUACAUUCAGGAUGUUGUUGACCUGUGUACUGCCAACAGAAAGUCUAGUUUUACCUCGAGCUCUUCAUCCGAAAUGUCAGAGUCCAGGGCACCUGCUGUAAAGUCUACACAGGAUGAGUGGAAGCGGGCGGUGAUCAUCCUGAUCCCGAUGCGACUGGGCGGAGAGAGUCUCAACGAGAUCUAUAUUCCGUGUGUACAGAGCAUGCUCAGUCACGACAACUGUGUGGGAGUCAUCGGCGGUAAGCCGAAACAUUCCAUGUACUUCGUGGGCUUCCAAGAUGAUAAACUGAUCUACAUGGAUCCUCAUUAUUGUCAGGACAUGGUGAACACAACAAAACCUGACUUCCCCGUUCAUACUUUCCACUGUGUGUCCCCGAGGAAGUUGUCCUUUUCUAAGAUGGAUCCCAGCUGCACUGUUGGUUUCUACUGUAGAUCGUAUGAAGACUUCUACAAGUUUGUUGAUGAGGCAGAAAAGUUUGUGGUUCCGCCCAAGCAGAAAGGCCAGUACCCUCUGUUUAUCUUCUCAGAGGGCCGAAGCACGGAUGUCUCUCUUGACAUGAGUGAACACAAGGAAAAGGGAUUUCUCAAGAUACGGCAUUAUAGAAAAGACAAAGAUGGCCGUAUCAGAUCACCAACUGUGGAUUCUGAGGAAUAUGUCAUAUUGUGAUUGAAAAAUACAGAGAGGAUAUUUCUUUUUUAUCAGUGGGGAUGUAGUGCAUAUGAUAAAAUGUAUGAAACAUUAGUGAACGUUUAGGCUCAAAAACGGAUAUAUCACUGGUGUAAUAUAUACCGAUGGAAACAACAAAUGCAAGUUUUUUUCAGUGGUAAAUAUUUCAAAUAUUUUAUUGAUGAUUAUUUCAUGGUUUGGAUUUUUAGGUUAUGUCUUCAUCACUAAAUAAAUUUUGACAAGUUAUCAUAGACGGGGUUUACAUGGAUAACGUUGAACUGUGGUUACCCUACGCUAUUUCCUGAUCCAUGUUAAUAGCGUGUGUGCCAACCCCGGGCUGUAGUCACUGCUCUAACUCUCCUUACCAUUGUCCCAAUCAAGUUGUUUAUGGUCCUUUGUGGGAUGUUAUUCCACUCAUGAAGAAGGGCCUGCGUGAGCUGAGCGAUGUUGUUUAUGGUCCUUUGUGGGAUGUUAUUCCACUCAUGAAGAAGGGCCUGCGUGAGCUGAGCGAUGUUGUUUAGGACGUUGACGCACUUCGUGACCCUCCUGUCCAGCUUGUCCCACAUAUGCUUGAUCGGGUUCAAACCUGGACUGUAGGAUGUCCAUUCGAGCACUGGAACAUUGUUUUAGUAACGGAAGUUAAGACAAACCCUUGCAACGUGUGGCCUCGCAUUAUCCUGCUGCAACAUAAUGUUACGUGCAUGGAUAAGUGGAAGGAUAAGUGGGAGGACGUGAGGCCUGAUGACCUGAUCCCGAUAUCGUAAGGGCUGUAAUAUUGCCCUGGAUGACCACGAGAGGUGUUUUUUCACGCCAUGAUAAAUUACCCCCAAACCAUAAUGGACCCUCCCCCAAAUCUGUCGUUUUCCUCAAUGCAUGUGUCUGAAUAUCGCUCACCUCGACGUUGUCAUCCACCUGACCUGUAAAGUGAGAACCGAGACUGAUCUGUGAAUAACACACAUCUCCAGUGGGCCAGGUGAAACCGAUUUGGUGCAUGUGCAUGCAGCCAUUGCAAUUGAUGUUGACGUUGCUUGGGUAUAAGUUGUGGACCAACGUAGGAACGUCAUGGCCUUAAGUUGAACUCCCACAACCGAUUCGUAAACAUUCAUGGACACACUGGGUGACCAUGAGUGCCUACAACCUAACCCACUAUCUCUGUAGCCGUCUGAAAUUGGUUACAGAGGUGUGUGAGACGUAUGCCUCUAUCUUGUAACAUUUGUAGCAUUUUGCUUUUCAAUCGUGUUGAAAUGAAAUGUUGUGCACUCGAUGUGUACUGUUCAAAAUUUCGAUUUGGUAUGGUGUUCAAGUCCAUAGUACGUGGCAGUGGUCCGGAUACACGCUUUCUUGACAAAUCGGUAAAAAGUAUGCAGUUUCACACGUGCACACGGUUGACCCAAAUUUAACCAAAAGAUUCUUUAGACAGUUCAACGAGGUAGCUAUGUGUAAAAUGUUACUACAUUUGGUAUACAGAUAAAAAAGGUAUAUUACCAAAACUGAACUUGCGUUUGUUUUUUCCGCCAGUAUACAUGUAGAACAGGUCAGUUUGAGGCAGUGGCUCAUUGACUUUCUGGUAUGUCUUUUACUAUGUUCAGUUUUCAACACAACCCGUAAAUCGGUGCUUGUUCAGGUUGCGUUAGGUUAGGAGAAGCAAAAGUACUGGAAAAAAUCCAAUAAAACUAUAACAUGAUUCAUUCAAAACUCUCACAGUUCUUUGACUCUGAAAUAUAUAUCCUGUAAAACUUUAUCAUCCGUAAAUGAGACAAUUUUUUUUUAUGAUCUUGUUAUCAGAAAUGAAAUUCAGAAAACUAUAAUAAAUGACCUUGAGGUAAAAGUGUAAUAACAGAAACGCAAAAAAAAUACAUUAUUAAAAAAAACCCCUAAAUAAUACUACUCAAAAGCAAAACAAAACUGAAUAAAAACAUGUUAUGUGUAAAAUGCAUAGUCUUGUCAAAAUUGUAAAUGAAUAAAAUGAUUCAUGCUUUCUUUCUUCAAUAUGAAGCAUUUGCAGGUGAUGAUCAACUGUACAUACGUUGCACCCUGAUAUUAUUAGUGUUGUGUUUCUCUUAUUAUGACUCUUACAGGACUUCUAGAUUAUGGUAGCCCCACUCCCAUGGCUAGUGAUAUUCAGUGUAGGGCUAGUAAAUAACUAUUAUUGCCAUGCCGGACGGCUAGUGAAAACAAAGUUGUCAA